Lecanosticta acicola is the source of this 913-nucleotide messenger RNA. The record is from the annotation of a GenBank genome assembly. Lineage: Eukaryota; Fungi; Ascomycota; Dothideomycetes; Mycosphaerellales; Mycosphaerellaceae.
AUGGCAUCGACCACCCCAGGCGUCUACAUCAACGCCAAGGGCAAGAAGACGUUCGUUCCGCUCGAGAACAACCCAGAAGUCUUCACCGAGCUCGUCCACCGACUGGGCGUGUCGCCGAUGGUCGCAUUCUACGACAUCUACAGCAUUGAUGAUCCAGACCUACUCGGCUUCGUUCCACGACCCGCCCACGCCCUCAUCUUCAUCGCGUGAGUAUCUCGUCCAGAUUAUCAUAGGCGCGCGGACACGGAGAGCUGACACCGUGCAGUCCGACGCCUAUCUACAAUAAAGUCCGCGACAAGUACGACGGACCGAAGAACAUCACAUACGAUGCCUGCGGCGAAGCUGAGCCCGUCAUGUGGUUCAGACAAACCAUCGGUGAGCCCGGGGAGCACGACGGCCUUCUCGAUGUAUUGAAUAUCCACUGACACUUUGCGCUUUCCUGACAGGGCAUGCGUGUGGACUCUACUCAAUCGUCCACGCCGUUGGAAAUGGCUCAGCCAGGCAAUUUAUCACGCCGGACUCUCUCAUCGACGGCCUCCUGAAGAAGGCGCUCCCGCUGAAGCGAGUCGAGCGGGCCGAUGUCCUCUACCAUUCGGAAGAGCUAGAGAGGGCCCACAUGGCAUGCGCUGUCAAGGGUGACUCUCUCGCUCCGUCGGCGGAAGAGCCCGUCGGCUUCCACUUCAUCACCUUCGUCAAGGGAAAGGAUGGCAACCUCUGGGAACUGGAAGGCUCGUGGAACCCAAUCAACCGUGGCCCGCUCGACGAGUCCGAAGACAUGUUGAGCGACAAGGCGUUGGAUCUUGGCAUUCGGAAGUACUUGCGAGAGGCGGUGGAAGACGGCAAUUUAGAGUUGAGCAUUGUAGCCUUGUCGACGCGCAUAGGGGAAGAGGGCGCACCUGUCGCCGGCGCUUGA